Messenger RNA from Olea europaea var. sylvestris, 2183 nucleotides. Its product is annotated as LRR receptor-like serine/threonine-protein kinase GSO1. The transcript is spliced from 5 exons. Bases 164 to 2149 code for a protein of 661 amino acids. Lineage: Eukaryota; Viridiplantae; Streptophyta; Magnoliopsida; Lamiales; Oleaceae. Gene Ontology annotation, molecular function: protein binding. The record is from RefSeq and is a predicted model, not a curated record.
GAGAGUGAGAGAGAUGGUGUAGUCUAAAUCAAAGAAGAAAGAAGUGGAAAAUUGUCGGGAAAGAGCACAACUUUUAUUCAUAGAUUACCUUGUACACUAAUCUUGCAGGAAUAUUUUAUUUCAUAUAUAUACCCCUUAUUACAGCCACCUGCCAAUCAUCUCUAUGCAUUUCAAAUUAGCCAUGGGGAAAAAUGUGAUCUUUAUGUUGCUAAUAAUUCUUUAUUUGCUUAUUUACGUUAUUGCAUCUCGCAAUAGCUCUACUGAUGAGUAUGCUCUUUUAGCUUUCAAAUCUCAAAUUUCUGAUCCAAAUAAAAUCUUGGCAAAAAAUUGGUCACAAGAAACCUCUUUCUGUUAUUGGAUUGGUAUUACUUGCGGCAGAAGACAUCAAAGAGUUAGAGGCAUACAUCUAACAAAUAUGGGCUUGCGAGGUACUAUUGCAAAAGAGAUCGGUGAACUCUCUUUUUUGAGAUCCUUGAUUAUUAGCAACAACAAUUUCCAAGGGUUUAUCCCUGACGAAGUGGGUAAUUUGAGCCAACUUCAAGAAAUAGAAAUGCAGUACAAUGAGCUGAAUGGUUCCAUUCCAUCAAGCUUUGGAUUUCUUGUAAAUCUACAAAAGUUAAAUCUCUCCCAUAACCUACUCAGUGGGGAUAUUCCUAACAAGAUUUUCAACACCUCUUCUUUGAUAGAAAUUGGUUUAGAAAACAAUGGUCUCUCUGGGCAUCUUCCAACGGAUAUCUGCGCCAAUCUUCCAAAGCUAGAGAAGCUACGAAUUUCACAUAAUCAAAUAAGUGGUGACAUUCCUCCAAGCUUGGGAACAUGCAUGAAUCUUGAACUACUUCAUCUAUCACACAAUAAUUUCUCUGGAAAUAUUCCUAUGGAAAUUGGGAACAUGUCGAAGCUGCAAAUUCUCUAUCUACAAAUAAAUGAUUUGAUAGGAGACAUACCUUCGACCAUCUUCAAUAUCUCUUCUCUCCUGAAAAUAUCUGUCAGAGGUAACCAAAUUUCUGGAAAGUUUCUGCAACAUCCAUGCAACCGAGCUACAAUGAUUGAAUAUUUAGACCUCGGUGAAAACAAAUUUCACGGAGAGAUACUUCCAAGUCUAUUGCAAUGUCGUGCACUUCAAGUUCUAGACAUCUCUAACAACAAUUUCAUGGGAAGUAUUCCAAAUGAAAUUGAAACCUUAUCAGCACUUCAAGUGUUAGAUUUAACAGGCAAUAACUUUGUAGGAAAUAUUCCAAAUGAAAUUGGAAACUUAUCAACACUUGUGCGUUUAUAUUUGGUAGACAACAGCUUCAAUGGAAGCAUUCCAUCUGACAUUGGGAACUCAUCAUCGCUUCAAUUUUUAUAUUUGAAAUCGAACAUCUUGACAGGUACAAUUCCAGAUUCAAUUGGCAGUUUAUCUAAUUUGAAGGAAAUGCAAAUUGGUAACAAUAGUCUUCAUGGUCAAAUGCCUCAAUCCAUCUUCAAUCUCUCCAUGUUGCAAAUACUUGGUUUUUCAUUAAAUAAUUUAUCUGGCAAUCUACCAUCAUCAGUAGCCAGUGGGCUCCCUGAUCUCCAAGAACUUUAUUUUGGUGGCAAUCAAUUAAGUGGAGAAAUUCCGGGCUGGAUUUCAAAUUGUUCCAAGCUUAUUUAUUUGGAGCUUAGUAACAACUCGUUCAGUGGACGUGUACCUAUUAAUCUUGGGAAUUUACAAGACCUACAAUAUCUAAACAUAGAAAAUAAUCACUUGACAAACGAUCCUUCAAUGUUGGAUUUGGAUUUUCUAUUAUCGUUGACAAAUUGUAGACACUUGAAGACCAUAGCAAUUGAUCAGAAUUCUUUUGAUGGAAUGCUUCCAAAAGCUUUGGGUAAUUUUUCGACAAAUCUUGAAGAGUUCUAUGCUUAUUCUUGUGGCAUCAAAGGUAUAAUUACAAGUGAAAUUGGUAAUCUGAGCAACUUGAUCAUUCUAGAUAUGGGAGGCAAUGAGUUCACGGGAAAAAUUUCUGACACAUUGAGUCAAUUGAGGAAGUUGCAAGUGUUGUCACUAGAUGACAAUAACCUACACGGGUCAGUACUUGACAACCUCUGCAAUUUGGUGAAUCUUUAUUACCUAGAUUUGCGGAAUGAAUCAACUCUCUCAGCAGCUACCAACUUGUCUAGGAAAUCUUAAUUUUCUAAGCGAACUUUAUUUAGCUUCCAACUUA